ACUAUGGCGGUACCAAAAGUUAUAAGCUGGCCUCAAAACAAGAACUACGCAGGAUCGAGCCCAUGUGGAUCUACAAAGCGACUGAGAAAGUUUCUCAUGUUUGCAACUUUGCUCACAGCCUUUUAUAUGCUGAUAUGGCAGGUGCCAAGGUAUUUCAAUGUCACCUACGGAGAAAACCGUGUGAUGCCCUAUCGGCCCGCCCAUCUCAACCAGCCAGCCCGGCCUCCCCAGCCUAGUCAGUCAGCCCAGCCAAGUCGGCCAGCCCGGCAGAGUCAGCCAGCCCUGGAAUUCGGUAACUUGGCGCCAGAAUCUGCAUGGCAAUUUAGACCCAAAGCUUUGAGAGACGUCAGAGAAAUCACCGAGAAACUGAAUCUGACGACUCAACUACGGAAAUGGAAGUUGGGGAACUUCACAGAAGAUGUGCACAUCGGCCAAUACAACACAUGCGCUGUCGUAGGCAAUAGUGGCGUUCUCCUUGGAAGUCAGUGUGGAGCGGAGAUCGACUCCAUGGAUUACGUCAUACGAAUAGAUUUACCGGCCAUCAAAGGUUUCGAGAAAGAUGUUGGCAAACGGACCAGCAUGGUAUUAUUCAACUUUAAAGGGCCACGUCGAAUCCGACAGUCCUCACUUUUCUCCAACAGAUCGCAGGAUGUGUACGAGAGUCGCUUUAGAAGCGUUGAAGGUGCCGUCCUGUUUGUAGACAAAAGGUCAAUAGAGAAUAUCGAGACCGCUGUGAAAGCAUAUAGACUUUCAUUUCCAUUGAUAACACGCUCCGGGGAACUCAGGACUGGAAUAAAGAGAGCUGCAUCUGAAAUAGCGAACAAGAAGAUGAAGGGGGCACCAUCUAUUGGUCUAGUGAGUGUUCUGAUGAUGACAACGUUCUGUGACUACCCUUACAUGUACGGAUUCUACCCUUUCACAGAAGACGCGAACAACAACUCUGUUCUGUACCACUAUUACCCAGGAGACUUCGUCUAUCCUCCGCUACACCAUGCUUUUGCCCCAAUGCACCACAUGAACGAGGAGUACAACUUUAACAGGGAACUCCACAGACAGGGUGUUCUGAAGAUGCAGGUCGGUCCAUGUGGAAAUCAAUGAGCUGCAUGUUUGUACUUGCUAUAGCGGCUGCAGUAGCCGGCAAGAACAUGAGAUAAUGGUUAAUAAUAACGAUGUUGCGAGCGAUGUUCAUAACAGCUCUUAACUUCUUGAAACUCAGUGCAUGCAUAUUGCCACCAUCAUCAGCCAGUAGGAUGGAAUACUAGUAAUGUGUAACUGUUACAUAUAGACCGAAAAAGUCCUGGCUCAACCGUUUCCAAAAGCAUCUGCCAUUCUGGCGAAGGCAAUAAAAGCCUAGUAGGAGUUAAGUGGCCUAGGAGUGUUGGCCGGCCUAGGUCGCAAACUGUACUUCUCGGCCAUCUAACACCUCUGACGUGUUUUUUGUCUUGUUUGGCCAAUUUCCAAUAUUUUCCAGCGACCUGAGGUAGAGGCUAGCCAGGGCCUGGCAUUGAGUAGGUGUGUAUUACCGGCCACAGUACUAGCAACACUACAUUGGCCUUUUUCUCACAGCCGAUCUUUUGUUUAUAUACACCGUACAAAUUCCGCGGCGUGCGCGACUGUAUGGGCGGGGCGGACGACACCCCAGCCGGCCCAGGGAUCCAAGAAACAUACGAUCGACAGGCCAGGUACCUGGCUAGGUGCGGUGUGUAACUAUUUUACCCGCAUCUAUCGCGCAGUAACGCCCAAGGGCCAUUGUGUGUGUAAUUUCUAUCCUUUCUUAAAUGCUGACAAUACAAGGUCAACCAAGUAUGUUCAG
Messenger RNA from Branchiostoma floridae (Florida lancelet), 1813 nucleotides. RefSeq names its product CMP-N-acetylneuraminate-poly-alpha-2,8-sialyltransferase-like. Gene Ontology annotation, molecular function: alpha-N-acetylneuraminate alpha-2,8-sialyltransferase activity. The record is from RefSeq and is a predicted model, not a curated record. Gene Ontology annotation, biological process: N-glycan processing; oligosaccharide metabolic process. Lineage: Eukaryota; Metazoa; Chordata; Leptocardii; Amphioxiformes; Branchiostomatidae. The coding region runs from base 4 to 1098 and encodes 364 amino acids. The transcript has 4 exons.